Messenger RNA from Calliphora vicina (urban bluebottle blowfly), 4379 nucleotides. RefSeq names its product bZIP_ATF6 domain-containing protein ATf6 (gene Atf6). Gene Ontology annotation, cellular component: nucleus. The transcript is spliced from 4 exons. The coding region runs from base 172 to 3435 and encodes 1087 amino acids. NCBI's taxonomy places the organism in Eukaryota, Metazoa, Arthropoda, Insecta, Diptera, Calliphoridae. Gene Ontology annotation, molecular function: RNA polymerase II cis-regulatory region sequence-specific DNA binding; DNA-binding transcription factor activity, RNA polymerase II-specific. The record is from RefSeq and is a predicted model, not a curated record. Gene Ontology annotation, biological process: regulation of transcription by RNA polymerase II; endoplasmic reticulum unfolded protein response.
CCUCGUCGACAAUUCUUUGGAAUAUCUCUUUCGUACGGCCGGUGGUUUUUGAAAUAAAAUCAAGAUUGUGAUGAAAAAAUUCACCAAAUACAACAUAUUCCAAGAAUUACAUAUGUAAACAAGUGAAAUAAUGCAAAAAUUAGUAAAUUGAUAAUAGAAAACACAUUUAAAAUGGAUGUGGACAAUGAAAACUUUUACGAUGAAAUAGCAUCGUUUAUGCCUCAACCGGGAGACUAUAGUCUGGAAGAUUUAGAUGAGAUAAUACGUUCUACCGACUCCCACUUGGAUGCUUCAUUAGAUAUAAAUGCGUUUACAAAUGCAUUUAAUCAAAAUGAUUUUGAUAUGACAAUACCUGAACCGGAGAAAAAUAAUGUCGAGCAAAAACCAGCACCGCAGCAUCAGCAGCAUUUUGUUAAAGAUGAAACACAACCAAAUUUGGAAAAUGAAUUUCAUUUUAACUUUUCGGCAUUUCCUUCACCUGCUACAUCUCAACAAUCUGCAGGUUACUCAUCGCCAUAUGAAACUCCCGGUCGUACAUCAUCACCCACAUCGAUAGAUGAUGAUCAUUUUAAUCCGGAUGAUUUUAUUAAUUUCCUAAAUGACGAUGAUGUUAAAAUUGAUGAUUUGACACGCGAUACUAUUAUGAAACUAAAUGAGAAUUGUCGUAACACACCCUCGCCCACUGGUAGCUGUACAAGUUCUAGUGGUAGUUCCACAAGUGGUGUACAGAGUGAUGCCUCGUCGGUGGCUUCUAUGUCACAACAUUAUAAAAGUUCUAUGACCCAAGAACAGGAUGAUGACCUCUUAGAGUUUAUAAAAUUUAAAAAUGAAAAAUUAGACCGUGACAUUCAAAUGAAUGCAACUUCUCCACUACAAUCUGCGCAACAAUUUGAAAACAGUUCUGUUUCUACUGGUCCCGUAGUGAUCACGGAAAAUGAAUUGCCAAUAACAACGGCCUCGGUUGCCACUAGCUUAUUGCCGAUAACAUUGCCGGUACUACCUGUGACCACACUACAGAGUGUACCCCCAGCAAACUUUGUACAAGGUACUAUUAUUCCUGUACAAACUGUACCGUUAACCACCGUUAAUCCGGUGGUUAAUAUUAAAGCACCUACAGCUAUUAAAAUUGAGAACAAAUCUCCAGCAAGCAAAACAAAUGUAUCACAAACUGUUAAGGUGUUGGCAUCUCCAAACAAUGGCGCUACUGCUGCUAGUGGAGCUAAUUCAAAAGUAACAUCACCACCUAAUGCCAAACCUAAAACUAUAUUCCUUUCCUCAAAUGAUUUCAAAGCUUUGAUGCAAAAAAUGAAUACAAACGGCAAAAAAAUUACGGCAGCCAAUGGUCAAAUGCCCAAAAUUAUUAUGAAAACUGCUAAUGGUAAAAUAAUAACCGCCAAUAAAUUAACAAACAAUCCCAGCAGUAACAACACAUCUUCGACAUUACCAUCGUCUGCCAGUAUUAACAAUUCUUCGACGCCAGCAGCCAUAUCUUCAAGUUCGCAAUCUUUACAAUUUGUAUCGAAGAUGGUUAAAGCCUCCGGACCAAUGAUUGUGAAGCAACAACCAUCUAAAGUCGUGUCAUCGAAUGCACGUUCUGCAGCUGCCAUGGCUGCUGCCAGAGCAUCACUGAGUCAUAGAAGUCAUCGCAACGAUUUGCUUAUGCUGAGGGGUCUUAACGAUGACAAACAGUUGAAAAAACAAUUGCGAAUGUUGAAAAAUCGUGAAUCGGCCUCAUUGUCACGUAAAAAGAAAAAAGAAUAUGUCGAACGAUUGGAGAAUCGCAUAAGCGAUUUGGAAAAGGAGAACUAUUCGAUAAAAGGGGAAAAUUCCUCAUUACGUUCACAACUGAUGGCAUUCGCUCAAACCUGCAACUGUAAACAUGGAAAUGUUAGUGAGUUCAUUUUAAAUACCCUUAAUAUGGAUGGAAAGAAUGGUGGAGCUGUAUUAAAUGCAAUCGAUACAUCAUAUCUUUUGAAUAAUGCCGAACAACAUUUGGAACAUUGUGGCAGUGCGAACAGUAAUAAUUGUGGUAGCACAACAACAACAUCAACCACACACCAUGUUAAAAUUGCUCCAAAGCCUGCUAAUUCCGGUUCAUUCACAAAUAAGGGUUUCAAACAGCGCAUGAAUGCGACAACUGUUAAGAAAAAUGUUGCUGUUCUCUUUGCCAUGGCAUUUAUGGUGACAUUGAAUGUUGGAAACUUUCAAAAUUAUUUAAAUAAAUCAGCACUUGAGAAUGCGAUCGAAACAACUGUGAACGAUGAACCAGUUGCUCAAACAGGCCGACGUUUGUUGUGGGUUCCAAAUGAACACGAAUUUCACGAACAGACAAAUCGCAGUAAGCGUGAAACUGAAAUGGCAAAUAUGCCACCACCGCCGUUACAUUUCUUAAGGCCGGUUAAUCGUACCACAGCGGAUAAGUUGAAUGGUACUUCGACUAAGGAUGAACCGCCCAUAAAAAGGUCUACGAUAAUAUCGGCAACGGAAACUACGACAACUUAUGGAAAUGCUACACAGGAAAAUAUGCGAUUGGCAAGGAAUUUACAUAAAUGGAUUGGCGGCAAUGACUACUUGAAUUUGACUGGCACUGGUAUUGGCAACGACUAUGAACAUAUGGAACAUUUUAAAUUUGGCUCUGGAUCUUACAUGGACUACGAUUUACCCCUACAGGCCCCAAUUGGUACGAAACAAAAACGCAAAAUCAUCUUGGAUUCGGAAACGCAACAAAAGCACACAAAACUGAAUGUAGAGGGAGAUCGUAAUUCAUUGGACAUAUUCAAGCCAAGAAUUAGUGAAGAAUAUUUGAGACUUUUUAAGGGCAUUAAAAGACAGGAUGAUACUUUCUAUGUUUUGUCCUUCAAUAUGGAUCACAUUUUAUUACCGGCUUCGGUUUAUAAUAAAAGUUCACGUCCUAAAAUGUCUCUAAUGCUACCAGCAGGUGAUCCAUCAAACAAUGGCGAUAUUGUUCUAAUGCAAAUCGACUGUGAAGUCAUCAAUACCACAGAACUGGAAAUCAAAUCGCAUAUGAUACCAGAAAAAUUAAGACCCUCUAAAUAUGCAUCGAAUGUACGUGUUAAUCCAAAUGAUGUUGCCAACAAUGAAACGGCUGGUCCUGCUUCAGCUGCUUCGGCAAACAAAUCACAUGAAAUACCCUUAAAGAGAGAAGAAUCAAAAGAGAAACCUUCUGCUCCACGUACUUACUUUAUGAUGGGACCCAAAAAUCAAGUAUCAUCUCAGUCGGCUAAUUCAACUGCUGGUGCAGUGAAUAUUGUUAAAAGGAAACCAACUAUUGUUAAACUAAAUGCCAACGAUAGUGUUAUAGGCAGUGGCGUUUUAAAUGUACGCAAUUCAACAUUAUUUUCACGCAUGCGUGAAACCGUUGUUUCUCAGAAUACAGGUUUUGUUUCAGCUACAGAUGUUAAAAAAAUAAUAUAAUUUUUCAAGAUUUCCCAAUAUGAAUAAUACCCAUAAAGUCUUACUGAAUAUGUUUGACAUUUUAUUAUAUUUAAUUUACUUACAAAAUCAGUUACAUACGUAUACUUCAAUAUGUAAAAACUACUUAUUUGUGGAACAUUUCUCAACUUAAUAUAAUUCAACAUUUGCACUCAUUAAAACAAUUUGACACAUAUAAAUUAGGCAACAAUUUCAAACUCAUAUACAUAUGUUAUUCUAAAUUCAAUAACAUAAAUAUUAUACUUUUUGAAAAUGAUUGAACUUUUGGUAAAAUUGAAUUAAGAAAUUUAUAUACAAUACUAUAUUUUUAUUAUUAUAAUUAAAAAAUGUUUAUGAAUAUAUUAAAAAUUGGAAAUAAAAUACAUACUUUUAUAUAUUACUAUUAUACAUAUAAUUAAUUAUAAUUUAGUUAAUAAGAAUUAUGCUCUACACAUAAAUCAGCAUUUACUUGAAAGAAACAAAAAUAUAUUCAUUAAAUUUAUAAAAAGAAAAUUAUUUUUUUUUCCUUACACUAAUAGUUUAAUUACUUAGUAUUUCAAUUUCUUUAGCGCAAUGGGACCGAUCAUGGUGACCCAAAAGGAAUGUGGCUUAUUACUAUGUGAUUUUUUCGUUAAUAUAUUAAACAAUUUAAUUUUUAACUGUUUCUUGUUUUGUUUUAAACAAUUUUUUCUGCAAUAUGGUCUUUAUUUAAAAUAUUUAAGUGAAUAAUUAUUAUUAUUCUGCGUGCAAUCAUUUUAUAUGAAACUAUUUCAUUUUUAGCCAAGUUUUUUUGUUUUAUAUACACUUUAUCAUUGGUUCUGAUAUAUACUAAUUUAUUAAAUAAUAAAUACAACAUAUAUAUAUAUAAUUUUUUUUAAUAUAAAGGUAUUUUUAAUCAAAUAAUUGUAAAUAUAAUUAAUGUUUAAUAAAUAAGAAAUAAAUAAUAA